Molecule: messenger RNA, 958 nt
Organism: Neocloeon triangulifer
Lineage: Eukaryota; Metazoa; Arthropoda; Insecta; Ephemeroptera; Baetidae
Product: lectin-like
Exons: 6
Coding region: 175-828 (217 amino acids)
Biological process (GO): biological process involved in interspecies interaction between organisms
Cellular component (GO): external side of plasma membrane
Molecular function (GO): carbohydrate binding
Source: RefSeq, a predicted model, not a curated record
GUCAAUUAGUUUAUUUUAUAUCUGUUUGUGGUGUAUCACAAGGGGGAAAAUUAAAUUUUAUCAUUCAUUAAAUGCAAAGGAGGUUUCAUCAUUAUUAAAAAUACAUUUUAUUAUUUCUAACUUGCUGCUGUUAGAAGCAGAGGUAUUUAGAAAAAGUUCUUCGGACAGUUCAACAUGUACUCCAAGAGCUUAACAUUGAUAAUUGUGAAUUUAGCACUUGUUAUUUUCACAAUGGCCACCUUCAUUAUGUUUCUAGUAUUUAUCUACAAACAGGAUGUGAGUGCGCAAACACUUCACAGCCUUCAGGGCGAAAUGAAGGAAUUGCGAACGUUUGUGGAUUUGGCAAAAGCAUCCACGAGUUUUAAAAAUCUCAAAGAAAAAUCGCUGCAAACUCUGUGCCCAAAAGCAUAUUCGAGAAAUUUGACGCUUCUGCCAAACGGUGAUUAUUAUUUCAUAAGCAAGGAUGAUGAACUCAACUGGAUGGAUUCCAAAGCAUUCUGCUAUGAAAAUGAAAUGGAACUUGUGAAUAUCAAGUCGGAAAAUGAAAUGACUAUGCUUUGGGUGGUGGCAAAGGAAAUCAACACAAACUGGUGGUGGGUUUCCGCCUCCAACGUAGGCAGACCCGGCGAACAAUACACUUGGUCUGAUGGUCGCGAAUUGCCAGAAAACAGCAGUUGGUGGGAUAAGAUUAGUACAACGACUGCUGAGCCAGACAGCAUUAAGCCAAACUUGGAGACUUGCGUUGAUCUUCGUUUCGGAAAAUUGUUAGAUUUCAGAUGUACUCCAGAGCAGCAUUUCAUAUGCAAGGUGCAGUCAAAAUGCAUCUAACUGGAGUUAAAUUGAAUUAAGUUGUUGGAAACAAAUUAUGCUAUUUUCCUUUUUAAGCAAACAUUUUAUCGAGUAUAGAAGUUUUAUAAUAUUAUGCAUAGUAAAUUGAUUUUUUUUUUUUUUUUUAAAU